Planococcus citri (citrus mealybug) is the source of this 1905-nucleotide messenger RNA. RefSeq lists its product as uncharacterized. Lineage: Eukaryota; Metazoa; Arthropoda; Insecta; Hemiptera; Pseudococcidae. The record is from RefSeq and is a predicted model, not a curated record. Bases 1 to 1905 code for a protein of 634 amino acids. The transcript has 2 exons.
AUGAAAGCUCAGAGGAUAUACCUUAGAGCUUCUAAGGCUAUUCUCAGAGAAAGGAUUGGUUUUGUGAAGAAAGAACUAUUCCAUAAACAACAACUAUGCAGAUCUCUGGAAUGGGAAUUGGAAACAGAACUCAACCAAGAGACCUGGAACACCCUGGACAAUAUCACUAGACAACAAUCAGCAAGAAUAAAGGAAAGAAAACAGAAAACACAUGACAAGAAAUUCCAAACUCUGUUACAAGAGGAAGGAAACACAUCACAGAACAAACAUCCACAACUGCAACAACAGCAAACUGUCCACAACCUGAGUGACAAACCAAUAGCAACAAAUGCCCUCAAGGCUUUGGAGAAAGGCUUGAACUUUGCCAUUGCCCCUUCCUACAUUCCAACUGAAGAAAUCAUAACUGGAGUAGAAGCCACAAUCAGAACUCUUCCAGAAGAAGAAGCAGAAGAAAUCCGCCAACAGACUGUACACAUACUGAAGAAAUCAAAACCACCAAAGGCUAACCUAACCAAAGAGGAACAGACAGCUCUGAAAGAACUGACCAAAAACAAAGACAUCAUUGUGACUAGAGCAGACAAAGGCAAUGCCACAGUUAUCAUGAACAAAGUGGACUACAACAACAAAAUCCAACAACUACUCAAUGAUCAGACUUACCAGAAGGCCAAAAGGAACCCAACUACAAGAUUCGAAAAUGCAACCAAGAAAUUGAUAAAUGAAUCCACCAGCAUUGAUGCCAAAACAAAAAAGUGGAUAACCCCCCAGGACUCCAGAGUUCCAAAACUCUAUGGACUGCCAAAGAUCCACAAAAAAGAUGUACCACUGAGACCUAUUGUAUCCAGUAUCAAUGGACCAACUUACAACCUGGCCAAAUAUCUGUCCAAAGAGCUAUCCCCUCAUGUGGGCAACACCACCAGCUUUGUGAAGAACACAGCAGACUUUGUUGAGAAAACAAAAGACAUCAUCACUGAGGAAGGAGACAUUCUAGUCAGCUUUGAUGUGGAGUCCUUGUUCACCAAAGUACCCCUGAAGGAAACCCUGGAAUACCUGGAGGAGUUGUUCCCUAAUGAUUUGGCCAAACUCUUUGACCACUGCCUGAAAGCCAGCUAUUUCCUAUACAAUGGAGAAUUCUAUGAACAAAAAGAUGGAGUAGCUAUGGGCUCACCUCUCUCCCCCAAAGUGGCAAACUUCUACAUGGAAAAGUUUGAGGAAAAAGCCUUGGAGACAGCAACCUUGAAACCAAAGAUCUGGCUAAGAUAUGUGGAUGAUGUGUUUGCUAUUUGGCAACACGGAAGAGACAAACUGCAAGAAUUCAUACAACACCUGAACAGCAUUCAUCUAGCCAUAAAAUUCACUGUAGAAGAGGAAAAAAACAAUGAGCUUGCCUUCCUAGAUGUUAAACUACACAGAGAAACUGGGAAGAAACUGCAGCACAAUGUAUACAGGAAGCCUACACACACCAACAAAUACAUAAGGGCAGAUUCCCACCACCAUCCUGCACAGAAGAAAGGAGUAAUCCACACUCUAGCCAAACGUGCCAGGAUAGUAUGCCAUGAAGAAAACCUAGAACAAGAACUGGAGGAACUAACUACCAUUUUCCAAGAAAACGGAUACAACAAACAGCUGAUCAAAUCAAUAAUCAGAAAAACUGGGGAAGAAAGAGUACCUAAGGAGGAACCUGAAGAAAAAGAAAAGAUUGUGAUAAUGCCAUAUGUCCAAAACACCACAGACAGGAUUGGAAAGCUGCUCAGGAAACAUAACAUAAAACCAGUGUUCAAACCUCUCAAAACCAUCAAAGACACAAUCCCCUCAACAAAGGACAAAGUCCCCUUGGAAACAGAAGGAGUAUACAAAAUAACCUGUUCUCCUAGAAUUUGGAAAAAUACCAAGGAUAGCGGAAUUUAG